Molecule: messenger RNA, 351 nt
Organism: Gaeumannomyces tritici R3-111a-1
Lineage: Eukaryota; Fungi; Ascomycota; Sordariomycetes; Magnaporthales; Magnaporthaceae
Exons: 1
Source: RefSeq, a predicted model, not a curated record
GGCGCCGCUCCCGCCGCCCCUGCCACACCCGCUGAGCCUGCCACCCCCGCUGAGCCUGCCACCCCCGCUGAGCCUGCUACUCCCGCCACUCCCGCCACUCCCGCCACUCCCGCCACUCCCGCCGAGCCCGCCACGCCCGCCGAGCCCGCCACGCCCGGUCCCUCGACCCCGGCCGGCCCCAACUCCGCCCUGGCCGCCCGCAGCCCCCGCAGGCUCUUCGGCGGCAAGGGUAGCCGCAACGGCACCCGUGCCAUCCGCCGCCUCGGCCGCCCGGGCCGCAGGAACAACACUGCUGGCCGCCCCGGCAGGAAGAACACCGGCCCCAUGCCCGUCGGGCUCCCGGUUGUUUAA